Molecule: messenger RNA, 283 nt
Organism: Hymenoscyphus albidus
Lineage: Eukaryota; Fungi; Ascomycota; Leotiomycetes; Helotiales; Helotiaceae
Source: the annotation of a GenBank genome assembly
AUUGACAUACGUCAAGAUGCGCACGCGAGUAGCCCUACGCGCCCUCUCCGCCCUCCGAGUCGCAGCACCCCGAAACCCCUACUCAACAAUAAAACCGCCCCAAGUUCCCCUCUCCUACGACCUCCAUGAGCCCGCAAACCCCUCAUCCAAAGCUCCCGGGGCAAUAAUCUUCAUGCACGGCCUCUUCGGAUCCAAGAAAAACAAUCGGAGCAUUAGUAAGUGAGCAUUCUCCCACGAGUUAUACAAAAACCCGAAAUUCUAACAAUGGGGAAUAGGGCGUUAG